GCAAAUCAGUUGUAAACGCAGCUUCGUCAAGGAAAGUUGUUAAACAUUCAGAAUGAAGAAUAUAUAUUGGAUGAGUUUCCUAAUCUGCUCGAUUUCUGUGCAGUUGGUCAACUGCUUGGUCUGUCGCAACUGCGUUAGUCCAGCCAGCUGCAGGUACGCAAAGGUAGUCCAGUGCACCAAUAAAUCUGCCAAUGUGACGAGCCAGUAUUUGGCCACAUAUCAUCAGAAUGUGCUUGAGCUAAACAGCAGUCGCUUCAACUGCCUCGCUCUGAAGUAUGUCUAUAUGAGAAACACUUCAGUGGACUAUCAUCUCUUUGGCUGUGUUCACCCCGAUCUCGACGUCUGUGCGCUGCAGCUGAAGCCCGAGGUCAGCGACUGGAACAGGACGAGGUGUAUCGUUUGCUCUGGCAACAAUUGCAACAGAAAUUCAUCUCGCAAAAUUGGUGGAACUCUCCAUACGAUUGUAGGUACAGUCUGCACUCUCAUGCUAAGUAAGAUCUAUGGCUAAUAUUAUUGAUAAUUAUUAAAUGAUUGAUAAAGA
Messenger RNA from Drosophila navojoa, 541 nucleotides. RefSeq lists its product as uncharacterized. Lineage: Eukaryota; Metazoa; Arthropoda; Insecta; Diptera; Drosophilidae. The record is from RefSeq and is a predicted model, not a curated record.